Molecule: messenger RNA, 8885 nt
Organism: Daphnia pulex (common water flea)
Lineage: Eukaryota; Metazoa; Arthropoda; Branchiopoda; Diplostraca; Daphniidae
Product: signal-induced proliferation-associated 1-like protein 1
Exons: 10
Coding region: 2237-7894 (1885 amino acids)
Biological process (GO): activation of GTPase activity; regulation of small GTPase mediated signal transduction
Cellular component (GO): cytoplasm
Molecular function (GO): protein binding; GTPase activator activity
Source: RefSeq, a predicted model, not a curated record
UGUCUGUCAAAAUUGGGGAAAUAGACUUGGAACAAAAGGAUCACAGUGCAGUCUCACACACACACAGUGUGUGUGUGUGUGACCUGUGUUUCCCGUUCGUAUAUAGGGAUGGCAUUCCAAUAUUGUGGUUGGGUUCCACUUGUGGAGUGAUCAUGACUUUCCUUGUAGCAUCAGGCUGGGCCCACGUUGAUUCAAAAAAAGCUGCCGUCAAGUUCAGGAAGUUUGAGGUGAAGCAACUUGUUUGAUUCAGGUACAAAAGCUAAUCAAGUUCUCAGAGGCCUAGUGAACAUCAAGUUUGCAGCACAUGGCCCAGAGUUACUCUUUUGGAGUUGUCUUGGUUGUUCACGCUCAGUGGGUUUACAAUCAAACCAUGUGGUUUCUUUCUCCAAAUCUGUGUUGACUCUUCGCAAAGGCCUAGCAGGUCGUUCUGAUUCCCUGGGUGUUAUUCCUGUUUUUAUUGAUUAAAUGGAGGAAGGGGGGCUUCCUGGACUGUACACACACACACACACACACUCUGUAUGGGAUAAUAGCAGCAGCAGGUUGACACCAAGGACCAGGUCCACCAGCUGGGGCUCCUGGCAAUGUUCACAUCAAAUAGCCAUAGAGAUAAAACAAACGAGCGCGGCCAUAAACCUGUAAAAGAGAUAAAUUUUAUUUAAAACAAAAAGGAAAGGGGGAGAAAAAAAAAUCCUUCCGGUGUAAUGGAAGGGGUCCCUCGACAAAAAUAAAAAAGUUGUGCAACGCAAUACACACAGGUUUCAUUCAUUCUAUGGGACACAACUUCCGGUGUCGUGUUGUUGUUGUUGUUGUUGUUGUUGUUUGGAUCGAUCCGGUUCCUCCUCCACCCCCGCCUGGACAACACAUUUUCUCUGCUCCCUUUUUUUCUUUUCGUCAUCAAAUCAAAAUAAUAGGAAAAUGUCUCUUUUUUCUUUCUGUCAUUGGAUCUUCUUUCUAUUUUUCUUUUCUCGCCUCGCAUUGGUGAGCAGCAACACGCCGGGGGAUCGUGGGAAUGUUACGCAUAAGUGACUCGUUCAGCCGGCCGUAUCAAUGAACGCUAGUCAUCACUCUCUCUCUCUCUCUCUCCUGCCGCCCGACUGCUUAUUUGAUGAUGAUGAUGAAGAUUGUUUAACAUCUCUUUUUCUCUUUCUCUCUCUUUCGCCGGGAUCGGAAUCGUUUGAAAACGAUACACAAACACAAAGACAUUUUGCCUCAGCUCCUUUGAAAUUGUUUUUUUUUUUCUGGGCCGUUUCUGUUAUUUUUUCUGGGGAAAUUCAGUCCGUCCGAGGGGGUAGGCUCUGUGUGUCUUUUGUCUGUCGAGCUGGGAGACGGACCCAAGUCACACAAAUACACAACACAGAAAAUAGAAGAAGAAAAAACCUUUUUUUUUAUUUUAUUAUUUUGUUGGCCUCAGGCGGAGCGUGACCGUUUCAAUAGACUAUUCAAAAAUCCUUGUCUUUCCUUCCCCCAAAACGAAAAUAAGAAAAAAGGCAAGCCACUACUAUACUACUACUACUGCCACCACCACUGCUACGGUAUACCGCCUCCUCCUCCUCCGCCUGCCGAAUGCGUGUGUGCGUGACUAACGAACGAGUCGACAUGCUCACUCAUACGACGCUCUGCAAAUCACAAGCCACUCCGCUCUGAUUGUCAUUUUCUGUCGGGUUUUUUUUUUCUUCUUUUCUUUUUGUUCCAGGCGAGGGGGAGAGAAGAACAACGGAAGUUGUGACGACGACGACCGUGUGUGUGUGUGUGUCCUUAUAACGCCUUUCGGUCUUAAUUGCUCCCGAACGAAAGAAACAAAGCAAAAAAGCGUGUGACGACGACAUUUUUUCACGAGGUCAAAUUCAAAGCGAACGCUAUGGGAAGAAGAAGCUAAAAAAGAAGCUCAAGAAAGAAAAGAAAAUGUAUUCCACAUCAAAAGAUUUCCAGUGAGAAGAAGAAGGGGGCUCGAGCCGUGUGCUGCUGCCUUAACGGGCCCUGGAUGGAAGGAGUGGGCGGAGUCUCAUCGUCGUCCGUGUAGUAUAGAAAGAAAACCAACGGCGGAUGAGGUUUUUAUUUUCGCAGUCCUGGAACAUUUUCAGACGUCACACCCCACCCUCCGUUUGUGUGUCUUGGAGAGCCACUCGGUGAGAAAAGGGGCGGUACCAAAGAGAGAGAGAAGGGGGGGAAAGGCGGAGGUUUGACAUAGGAAGCCGGAAGGAGAAUCCGGAUGUUGGGGAUAAGAUGAGCGAAUGUCAUGUCGACAGUAACAGCGUCCUCCUCUUCUUCUUCCGCCUCUUCGACAUCCAUGGCGCCUUCACGCUCGGCCACUGCCAACUUGACGGCCAAUAACAAAAUGGAAUUGGUCUCCACCGGAGAAUCCGGCCCACCCGUUAGAAUGUUUCAUCCGACGACGACGGCUCCCCCGUCGACCCACCAUCCCCAACAACAACAGCAGCAACAACAGCAACAACAACAGCAACAACAACCUCAGUCUCAGUCGCCUUACCGAUUCGGAGCUCCCGACAGCCGAGCCUCGUACAGAGAACAGCGCGUGAUGGGCAGCGGCCGCUCCAUGACGGCUCACAAUCAUCCGUCCGGAUCCAGCGGCGGCGUCAGCGGCGGCGGUGGUUCAUCGUCGUCGUCAUCAUCAUCGACCGGGCCGUGGCACCCGACCAACAAUCAUCACCAGUCGGGUUCUUCUGACGCCGGCCAAAAGCCCGGCCGCUCCUUCAGUUCCGGUAUGGCGUCUCUGAGUCGCUCCAACGGCAGUCUGGCCGGCACCGCCAACAAUUCAACUCAUCCCGCCGCCUCCUCCUCCAACAGCGAAACGGACGCCAACGGCAACAGCAAACCGCGUUCCAGAACUCAGACUCCUGGGAACGUUGGAGGAGGGUCCUUGUCCGGAUCGAGCGCAGCGGGAGGUGGUCCCCACGUCCUGCCGAGUCCCGUCAGUUCAAACGGUUCCGGCAAGCAGCAGCAGCAACAGCAGCGUCAGCGUGGCGAUUUCGGCGGCAGUCACGGCUCACUGGACGCCCUGGCCAGCGGAGCCGAGCGCGAAAGCUUUUUCGCCCUACUGCGCGACCUCGGCGCCCAGAGCAGCGGAAGCGGAAGCAGCAGCAAUGGCAACGGCAGUCUGGUGCCCAGUCGCUCGUCGCCCGAAAGAGAUUUGGACGAUCCCGUUCACGCCAAACCGGUCGGAUGCGCGCCCAGCCGGCUGGCCGAGCUGCUCAAGCCCAACUUUCAUUCGACCAGGGCCGCCGUGACUAACACGCAAUCGGAGCCAGCCGGAACGUCUCUACCGUUGCCCACUGGCUCUUACUCUUUGGCUGUCCAGCAACAACAGGCCGUCAUGCUCCGGCGCAGCACGCCGGAGCCUCCAGUCGGAACAGGUGUCCAGCCACCGGUGAGCCGAAGCGCCACUCUGCCGGCGGAUGCAUCCAGUCCGAAACCCCGUUCCAAAUUCCAGCGAUUUUGGGACCGUGAUCGUUCCAACAAGGAGCACAAACCCUCCAGCAUUCCGGCGACGACGACAGCCAUCGCCGCCUCGGUCGUGGCCGUCCAAACCGGCGCGUCUUCCUCCUCUUCGGCCAGCAACUCGACGUCGAGAUCCGCAUCGGAGCCGUCCAUCUUUAAGCGGCUCCGCGGCGGCGGUGGCAACGCGUCCAGCGGCAGCGGCUCUUCUUCGUCGUCCAAUUCCAAGGGACUCAACGGGAUCUCAGGAUCGCCGGAACCGGAUCUGUCGACGCUGGAGCGCGACGCCAGCGACAUGGAGGCCAGAUUGGACGAGCGGCUCAAGCGCAAAGCCUUUGCCCAUCACGACUGUCAGAGCAUGAGCGUCAACUUGGGUUACGCCGCCCGGCUGCGCGGAUUACUGGCCCAGCGCCGCAACACCACGACAGGAGCGUCGGCCGCCUCGAUGGCGUCGGCCUCUUCUUCUUCCGCUUCGUCCAACUCCUCGUCGGCCAUGGCCAAUUCGUCGUCGCUGGCCGCCGCCGCCGCUUCGACCGGCUCGUCCGGCAGCCUGUCGAGCAGCGGCAAAGGCAAAUUGAAGACGCAAAUGAGUUUCCCUCCUCCGGCGGAAGUGGCGGUGGAUGCCGUCCCGCCGACGGCGCCCGUCGACGAGGUGGACACGGGCGACGGCAAGAGCAACCAGCUGCUGCACAGUUGCCCGUUCUUCCGCAACGAGUUGGGCGGCGAGCCCGAGUGGUGCGUCGGCGUCUCGAGGUGUUCCAGCCCGCAGCUCCAGCAGCCGCAGCAGCAACACCCGUCGCCGACUCUCCUCCAUCGUCCCAUCAGCACAUACGGUGUUAGCGUCCUGGAAUUCCCGCCCGGCAAAUCGCACUGGCGGCACGGCAUCUGCCCCUAUCAGAAACAGCCGUCCGUCCUGGAACGCGGCGACCAGGGCGCCUUCUACUACGGCAACCAUUUCUACGCCCAAGAACAUCAAAAUUGGUUUGGAAUGGACGAGAACCUUGGGCCGAUAGCCAUUAGCAUCCGCCGUGAGAAGAUGUCGCCCAGCGAGAGCGAGUCCAGCAGCGGCCACCACCACAAUCACCACAACCACCACCACAACACCCAUCACAGUCACCUCAAGGAUCAGUACAUUUACAGGAUCAUCAUCCGGACCAGCGAGCUGGCCACUCUGCGUGGGACGGUCCUGGAGGAGGCCAUCCCUUCGCUGAAGCCGCCCGGACCCAAAGGUCUCUCCCUGCGCGAAGUCCUGGACAUGGUCUCGCCGGAAAUCCACCUGCCUUGCCUGCGGCUGGCCAUCCCGGGCCCCACGACCGAGCAGCAGCUUCUCAAACUGGACCAGCAAGGAUUGUCCAACCACUACAAGGUGGGCAUCCUCUACUGCAAGGCCGGCCAGUCGACCGAGGAGGAAAUGUACAACAACGAGGAGGGCGGCCAGGCGUUCGACGACUUCCUCAACCUGAUCGGCCAGCGUGUCCGCCUGCGGGGCUUUGAAAAAUACAAGGCCGGCCUGGACAACAAGAUGGACUCUACGGGCCUGUACUCGCUGUAUUCGCAGUACCAGGAUCGCGAGCUCAUGUUCCACGUCUCGUCGCUGCUGCCGUUCACGCCCAACAACCGGCAGCAGCUGUUGCGCAAGAGGCACAUCGGCAACGACAUUGUGACGAUCGUCUUCCAGGAGCCGGGCGCCCUGCCUUUCACGCCCAAGAACAUCCGCUCGCAGUUCCAGCACGUUUUCAUCAUCGUCCGCGUCUUGCACCCGUGCACCGAGCACACGCAGUAUCAGGUGGCCGUCAGCCGCUCCAAGGAGGUGCCCAUCUUCGGGCCGCCCAUCCCCGGCGGGGCCACUUUCCCCAAAUCGCAGGCCUUUGUCGAUUUCUUGCUGGCCAAAAUCAUCAACGCCGAACACGCGGCCCAUCGCUCGCAAAAGUUCGCCACCAUGGCCACGCGGACGCGCCAGGAAUACCUCAAGGAUUUGGCGACGAAUUACGUGACGGGCAACACGUUGGAUAGCGGAUCAAAGUUCCCAAUCUUGACGUUCAGCAGCCGCAAAAAGGAGCGCCUCAAACCGAAAUUCUUCCCGGACGCCGUCCAGGCGGGUGCCAUUUGCUGGCAAGUGUCGGUGGAUGACUUUAGCGGCGGCGGCGGAUCGGUCCGGCAGACUGACAGCUUGCUGGGCAUCUCGGGCGACAGCCUCGUCCUCGUCGAAGAGAGCACCAAGGAAUGCAUCUGGGCCGUCUCUUGUAAAGCCAUUCUGGGAUGGACGUCGUCAACGUCCAGCAUUAAACUCUAUUACCAUCAAGGCGAGUGCAUCACCGUCCAGGGACGAGAUUGCGAAGCGGAUGAGAUCCCCGAAAUUGUGGCCCGUCUGCACGCGGUCACGUCUGGCUGUGGCACGCGGGAGCUCUCGCUCCGCAGGAAUGCCGUCGGGCAGCUAGGAUUUCACGUCCAACCCGAUGGAUUGGUGACGGAAGUCGAGCCUCACGGGCCAGCCUGGCAGGCGAGUUUGCGCCAAGGCUUCCGGCUGGUGGAAAUCUGCAAGGUGACGGUAGCGACGCUCAACCACGAGCAGAUGGUGGACCUGCUGAAAACGUCGGCCAUCGUCACGGUGACGGUCCUGCCGCCCGUCGAUCCCAACACUCCCCGACAGGGUUGCACGCUCCAGAGCUGCUCCUACAUCGUCGGAAGCAUCGACGGCGAGUACGACAACGUCGACGUGGCCGGCGAGGGGAUGGAGAACGGUAACACGACGAUUCGCAGUUCGGGAGCUGUCCAGCAGCAGUCGGUUUCGAUCCACAGCCGGCGGUUGCGCUACGAGCGCAGCGUCUCCCCGCCGCGAUCCAGCAGCAGUUCGGGUUACGGCACGGGCAGUAGCUCUCGGUCAUUCACAGUCCAGGGAGCCGCCGCCCUGGCCGCUUCGGCUGCCGCUGCCGCCGGCGGCCCGACCAUCUCGGCCAUCGUCUCGACUCACCCGGAAGGCACUUUGAAAUCCACUUCCAGCGGUCACUCUAGCGACGAUCCGUGGUACGAUUUCAUGCCCGAAGUGCUGGAAGCCGAACUGCUCAGCAACGGACCCGGUGGCUCCACCACUUCGCCUCCGCCCCUGCCGUCCAGACAGGGCCCUCCGCCGAGUCGGCUCCGUUCCGGACACAGCUGCGAAAACUUCACGCCUCCCGCCAUUUCCGUCCACCAACCCUCGCCGGCCAUGGAGAACCUCCAGUCGAGCAGGAGUCAAGAUCCGAUUUUCCCGCACGACGGGUCGUCGCCCGUCAAGAACCGGCCGACGGGACCGCCCAGCAGCGUCUAUUCCACUCCGCCAACCAAAGUCAAGCCCAUACUGGAGAGUCCCAGUCUGGUGGGCCGGAUGAGCAACUACGAAGACCUGCGGAGGCUCCAGCAGACGACCAGCAGCUCUUCGGCCGCCCCGCAAGAAACCGCCGGCGGUAACAGUAAUAAAGUCCGUCCGCUGAAUCCGCCCGAUUACCACCACGCCAUGCAGAGUCGUUUGGUGGCCCUCAAGACGCCCGACCAGCAGCACGGACCCAGUCGCAAAUCGCCUUCGACGUCCACUUACGCUUCGCGGAGCGAGGACGAGCUGUCGGCCGGAAGCGCCAACAGUUUGUCGCCUCGCAGCCGCCGGAAGCACAGCAAGAGCAACGGAGCCGGAAAUUUGACUCCGUCGAGCGGCAGCAGCCGGAAUCAGAGCCCGCGGAUGUUCGUCGAGGCCAAACUCAAGUCCAACGCCAACGGAAGCGUCUGCAGCGGCGGAAGUGGCGGAGGCAGCGGACAGAAGCGGUGCAGCACAAAUCUCAAGGAAGAGCUGCUGAGGUUGAUCAGCCCGGAUGCGGUUGACGAAGUCUCAGCUGACAUUGACUCAUCCGUCAUUGUCACUCACGCUCGGCCGGCCAACGCCGUCCUCUCUUCCGCCAAUUCAUCCGUCCAGUCGGCCGACAUGGCCGACCUUCCCGACUCGGAGGAGAUGGACUGGUCCCGGUUGGUCCACGCCGCCGCCAGGGCCAUCCAGGGCACCGCGUCCUCCAUGGUCUCGGCUCCGGAAGACGUCGAAGAUGAUCUGAUGGACGACGAGAUCGAAGAGCCGACGCGAGACGGAAGUGACAACCAAGAUUCGCUCACCUCUUGGAUCGACGACGUGACGGAAAAAUUACGCCUGGAAGCCGAGUCCGCCGAUAGUCCUCCUGGAGGAAUCGGUUCGACUCUGGUGAUGGAUAAUGUAGUGCAAUUGCGGAUGAAUCAACUGGAACAGCACGUUGGAUCGCUAGAGAACCGGCUCCGCGGUGAGGAGGAUCGUAGGCAAGCCCUCGAGGCGGAGAUCCGCCGGUUGCGGGAAGCCAAUUCUCGUCUUGCCGGCGAGUCGCAGACAGCCGCCCAGCAACUGAAGCGCUUUACUGAUUGGUUCUUCCAAACUAUCGAACGACCUUGAUUGAGUGAUUGUGACUUACAGAUAACCCAAUUCAAAAUUUUCGCGGCCUUAUCCACUUACUGUACGUCAAAACAAGAAAUCACCACACACACACACACACACACUCCUCUUUCGUGUGGUGUGUGUGUGUCAAUUGCAGUUCCCCUUUUAUGUGGUCUUGAAAAAUUUUGUCUAGCGCAUUUUCUAUCGGAAACAACUUUGUUUUUCAGAUCAAAUUCCUUUGGCCUUUUCCCACCAACAUCAAACUUGUCUCUUCUUUAUUCUUUCCCCAUUUUUUAAAAAAUAUUAUGGCCAUACUCUUUUCUUUCUUUUAAUUUUUUUUUAAAGAACCAAAGUGUGUUUAUUAUUAAUAACUAUCAUCCGUGAAUGUUUCGUGUCUCUCUUUGUUUCAUAUAACUCCAUCCAUUUACCUGGGCCUUUGUGUACAAAAUGUAUUUCUUCAUUUAUAUUAAAUACUCUUCUUUUUGUUUUGUCUUGUCUUGCUCCUUCUUUUACAAUUCCAGUAAAAGUUGGUUUCCUUUUGGCUUGCGAGGCAAACUCCAAUGCUGUCCUGUCUUGUGUUUUACUUCUUAAUAUUGCGUCUCUCGUUAUUUCCCCAUCAGACUCGUCUUUGUUUUUUCUUUUGUAUUUUUUCCCCUCCCUCGUCAGGGUUCUCUCACGUUCUACAAAUUUUCUACUCUGCCUCCUCCCACGCCUUUUUACAGAGAUUUGGUAUUCUUUAUAACUGCCCGACUCGUUCGAACAAUCACUACUACACUCUGCCUUUUUUAUACAUACAAAAAAAAACUAAGUGAAAUUUGUUGUUCGUUACCUCAUACGGGGUAAUGCAAAAAGGAUCAAUAAUUCUAGCCGUUUUUAUUACAAAAUGUGUUUUUUUUUCUUCUGUUGUCUCCCAUCGUCCGCGAUACACCGAAUCCGUCUCCUUCAGAAAUAGUAUUUGAAAGAGUUGUAUUUACACAUGAUAAUACAAUGGAUUCGUUUCUUUUGCUUA